Molecule: messenger RNA, 1765 nt
Organism: Canis lupus familiaris (dog)
Lineage: Eukaryota; Metazoa; Chordata; Mammalia; Carnivora; Canidae
Gene: LDB2
Product: LIM domain binding 2
Exons: 8
Coding region: 225-1343 (372 amino acids)
Biological process (GO): nervous system development; positive regulation of transcription by RNA polymerase II; negative regulation of transcription by RNA polymerase II
Cellular component (GO): transcription regulator complex; nucleus
Molecular function (GO): LIM domain binding
Source: RefSeq, a predicted model, not a curated record
GCUCUCCCUCUCCUCUCCUGCUAUAGAGGGCUCCAACAGCAGUUCCCAGCCAGUGUGUUCAGCCUGCCUGCCUGCCCGCCUCUGUGUGUGUGUGUGUGUGAGUGUGUGUGUGUGUGUGUGAGCGUGUGCGUGCGUCUACUUUGUACUGUGAGGAACACAGCCCAUGUGCUCUGCAUGGACGUUACUGAUACUCUGUUUAGCUUGAUUUUCGACAAGCAGGCAAGAUGUCCAGCACACCACAUGACCCCUUCUAUUCUUCUCCUUUCGGCCCAUUUUAUAGGAGACAUACACCCUACAUGGUACAGCCAGAGUACCGAAUCUAUGAGAUGAACAAGAGACUGCAGUCUCGCACAGAGGAUAGUGACAACCUUUGGUGGGACGCAUUUGCCACCGAGUUUUUUGAAGACGAUGCCACAUUAACCCUUUCAUUUUGUUUGGAAGAUGGACCAAAGCGAUACACUAUCGGCAGGACCCUUAUCCCUCGUUAUUUUAGCACUGUGUUUGAAGGAGGGGUGACCGACCUGUAUUACAUCCUCAAACACUCUAAAGAGUCAUACCACAACUCAUCCAUCACAGUGGACUGCGACCAGUGUGCUAUGGUCACCCAGCAUGGGAAGCCCAUGUUUACCAAGGUAUGUACAGAAGGCAGACUGAUCUUGGAGUUCACCUUUGAUGAUCUCAUGAGAAUAAAAACAUGGCACUUUACCAUUAGACAAUACAGAGAGUUAGUCCCAAGGAGCAUUCUAGCCAUGCAUGCACAAGAUCCUCAGGUCCUGGAUCAGCUGUCCAAAAACAUCACCAGGAUGGGACUAACAAAUUUCACCCUCAACUACCUCAGGUUGUGUGUAAUACUGGAGCCAAUGCAGGAACUGAUGUCGAGACAUAAAACUUACAACCUCAGUCCACGAGACUGCCUGAAGACCUGCUUGUUUCAGAAGUGGCAGCGGAUGGUGGCGCCGCCAGAACCCACAAGGCAGCCGACAACCAAACGGAGAAAAAGGAAAAACUCUACCAGCAGCACUUCCAACAGCAGCGCCGGAAACAACGCCAACAGCACCGGCAGCAAGAAGAAGACGCCGGCCGCCAACCUGAGUCUGUCCAGUCAGGUACCUGAUGUGAUGGUGGUAGGAGAGCCAACUCUGAUGGGAGGUGAGUUUGGGGACGAGGACGAAAGGCUAAUCACUAGAUUAGAAAACACGCAGUAUGACGCGGCCAACGGCGUGGACGACGAGGAAGACUUCAACAGCCCCCCCGCCCUGGGGAACAGCAGCCCUUGGAGCAGUAAACCCCCCGCCGCUCAGGAGACCAAAUCAGAAAGCGCCCCGCCCCAGGCUCCCCAGUGAGACUGACCCGCACCCGCACCCGCACCCGCACCCGCACCCCGUGGGCCGUGGGCCGUGGGCCGUGGGCUGCACCCACGCUUGCAGAUCCCUGCUUACAGGAGAGGAAGGAGGCGAAAUGAAAACUUUUCCACGCAAAAACCUGUUUCUAAACCACAAUGACCUGAGUUUUGAGUUUCUUUUCUUUCUUUCUUUCUUUUCCUUUUUUUGUUUUUUGGGUUUUUUUUUUUUUUUUUUUUUUUUUGGUCUUUUUUGAAUGGAGAGGAUUAUUCCAAUAAACUUCCAUGACCCUUCCCUGGAGGCCUUCACAGGUAACGCAGAGACUGGCACUGAUCGUAAUUAAAUCAAGAGGGCAGGCUCGCGCUUCUCCUGGCUCGGUGUUUAACCACAUGUUUGUUAACGACCCCCCCUAACCCCCCACCCCC